Messenger RNA from Akanthomyces muscarius, 1641 nucleotides. RefSeq lists its product as uncharacterized. Lineage: Eukaryota; Fungi; Ascomycota; Sordariomycetes; Hypocreales; Cordycipitaceae. The record is from RefSeq and is a predicted model, not a curated record. The coding region runs from base 1 to 1641 and encodes 546 amino acids. The transcript has a single exon.
AUGAUGGUCCAAUUCUUGUCCGGUGGACGCCUGGUCGGCGCCUGCUGCCUGGCUCUACAGAUUGCUGCAUGUGCAGCUAACGCUGCCAGUGGCCAAUUCCCACAGCUCCUCGACGCCACGCUCGAUGAACUGCGCCAGGGGCUUGAUGGGGGCCAAUUCUCCAGCGUCGACCUGACCAAGGCCUACAUUGCCCGAAUCAACGAGGUCAGCGUGCAGCUGCACGCUGUCAAUGUCAUCAACCCCGAUGCCCUGUCCAUUGCUGCCAAGCUGGACAAGGAGCGCUCCCAGGGCAAGGUCGGCCCUCUGCACGGCAUUCCCAUCCUCAUCAAGGACAACAUUGCCACCGACGACAAGAUGGACAAUACGGCUGGUUCCUUUGCGCUGGUCGGCGCCAAGGUUCCCGAGGACAGCACCGUCACGGCCAAGCUGCGCAAGGCUGGCGCCAUCAUCCUCGGCAAGGCCAAUUUGUCGCAGUGGGCCAACUAUCGCAGCGACAACGGCAGCUCCGGCUGGACGGCAGUCGGUGGACAAACCAUUGGCGCCUACUUUCCCGGCCAGGACCCCUCGGGCUCAUCUUCUGGAAGCGGCGUCUCAUCGUCCAUUGGUCUGGCGUGGGCGUGCCUCGGCACCGAGACUGAUGGCUCCAUCAUCUCGCCGUCUCAAGAAAACAACAUUGUCGGUAUCAAGCCUACCGUAGGCCUCACCUCGCGCUAUCUCGUUGUGCCGAUUUCCGAGCACCAGGACACCGUUGGGCCCAUGGCGAGAACGGUCAAGGAUGCCGCGCAUCUGCUCAGCGCCAUCGCUGGCAAGGACAGCCACGACAACUACACCUCGGCCAUUCCCUUUGGCGACAAGGUCCCCGACUACGUGGCGGCUUGCAAAGCGUCUGGGCUAAAGGGCAAGCGCAUCGGUGUACCGCCGGGGCUGACUGGCGGCGAUUCAGGGCUCUCUGCACCUGUCGCAAAAGCUUUCCGCCAGGCGCUCAAGGUCUUGCAGUCCAGCGGCGCGAUUAUUAUCGAUAAUGUUGCGCUCCCUGGACUCGGGCAGUAUGGAGACGCCAACGAUAUCGUCCUGAAGGCUGAUUUUCUCACGGAUCUGCCAAAACUGUACUUGGACAAGCUGGUGAAGAACCCAAACAACAUCAAGUCGCUUGCUGAUCUACAAGCAUUCACGCAAAAGGAUCCUCGGGAGGACUGGCCACACCGAGACACGGGCAUCUGGGACUCAGCGCUGGAGCGCGGAUAUGGCAACGACUCGCCCCAGUUCCAGCAGGCAUACCAGAAGCAGCUGUACUACGGCGGCCAGCAGGGCCUGACGGGCGCUCUGAAGAACCACUCGCUGGAUGCAAUCUUCGCGCCUUCGGACUACAUCUCCGGCAUGGCCGCGCCGCUCGGCAACCCGGCCGUCACGCUGCCACUUGGCCGCAUGCCCGACGGCACGCCCGUGACCCGCAACGGCUUCGGAAACCUGAACGCGACGGCGCCGAACCAGCCCUUUGGUGUUGGAUUUGCUGGCGCUCGCUUUAGCGAGGAGGUGCUGAUUGGCAUGGCCUAUGCUCUGGAGCAGCAGACGCAGGUGCGCACCAAGGUUCACCCGGUUGUUGUUCCCAAGACGGAGCUCAAGGACGUGGUGGGCAAGUAA